GGUGGCGAGGGCAGCGGGGCCGAGCGGGGCGCGGGGGGCAGCCCGCGGGCGGCAGGGCGGAGGCCGCGGUGCCCGGUAGGCCGCGCCCGGGGCCGAGCGGUCGGGGGAGGCCGCGGGCAUGGCGAGGGCCCGGCGGGAGCAGGGGCGGCGGGGCCCGGCCCGGCCGCGCUCGCCGCGUCCCUGUCCCGGCGCGUCCCGCGUGGGCUCCGGGAGCGGGCGGGACGCGGCUCGUCCCGCCCCCGCGGCACCGCGCCGUGCGCGGCCGCAAGGGCUUUUUGGGGUGAGAAUCCCUGCGGGUCGAGCCUCACCGGUGCCAUUGUCUGCCCCACGUGCAGGCCUUGGGAGGAUUCGGUUUCGCUCAUAGAUGCGAUUCCUCCCAGGCCGAACGCGGGAAGGCGAGGUAAACAAAGAGGGGAGAUGAAAACUUGGAGCCAGGUCGUCACUAUAGCAAUUCCAUCCUGUAAUGCAUACAGAAAGCUGGCCAAGGAAUACCAUCCUGAUAAGAAUCCAAAUGCAGGGGAUAAAUUCAAAGAAAUAAGCUUUGCCUAUGAAGUAUUGUCAAAUCCUGAGAAACGUGAGCUGUAUGAUCGAUAUGGAGAGCAGGGGCUCCGGGAAGGGAGUGGGAGCAGUGGCAUGGACGAUAUUUUCUCCCAUAUCUUUGGUGGUGGAUUGUUCAAUUUCAUGGGUGGCCAGAGUAGAAGUCGCAAUGGUAGAAGAAGAGGAGAAGACAUGGUGCAUCCACUCAAAGUCUCUUUAGAAGAUCUGUAUAAUGGAAAGACAACUAAACUACAACUUAGCAAGAAUGUCCUUUGUAGUGCAUGUAAUGGGCAGGGAGGGAAGGCUGGCUCCGUUCAGAAGUGCAACGCCUGCAGGGGCCGGGGCGUGCGCAUCAUGAUCCGGCAGCUGGCCCCAGGGAUGGUGCAGCAGAUGCAGUCUGUGUGCUCCGACUGCAAUGGAGAAGGUGAAGUAAUUAAUGAAAAAGACCGCUGUAAAAAAUGUGAAGGGAAGAAGGUGAUCAAAGAGGUAAAAAUACUUGAAGUCCAUGUAGAUAAAGGCAUGAAACAUGGGCAAAGAAUUACAUUCAGUGGAGAAGCAGAUCAGGCUCCCGGUGUGGAACCAGGCGAUAUCGUCCUGUUACUCCAAGAGAAGGAGAAUGAGGUGUUCCAGCGGGAUGUGAAUGACUUGCAUAUGACACACAAGAUUGGACUUGUUGAAGCACUGUGUGGAUUUCAGUUCACAUUUAAGCACCUUGAUGGACGUCAGAUUGUGGUUAAAUACCCUCCUGGAAAAGUAAUUGAACCAGGUUGUGUUCGUGUAGUCAGAGGGGAAGGAAUGCCACAGUAUCGCAAUCCUUUUGAGAAGGGGGAUCUCUACAUUAAAUUUGAUGUUCAGUUUCCUGAAAAUAACUGGAUUAGCCCAGAAAAGCUUUCAGAACUUGAAGAUCUUCUGCCAGCUAGACCAGAAUUUCCCAAUGUAAUUGGUGAUGCAGAAGAGGUAGAUCUUCAGGAAUUUGAUACCACUCGUGGUUCAGGUGGUGGCCAGAGACGUGAAGCUUAUAAUGAUAGUUCUGAUGAAGAAAGCAGCCAUCAUGGACCUGGGGUACAGUGUGCCCACCAGUAAACAUUUGUCUAAAAAAGUUGCACAAGGAUUUUCUUUCAAAUUUUGCCUGACUUGUUUUCAACAAUCCAGCUGGAUUGUAUAAGUAAUCCAGAUGAACCAAUGGACAUCUAUUGCUGUAUGUGUAACUUUUAAAUUGGUCUAUAGUAUCUACAGAGUGUAAUUUAAACUAACCACAAGCUUACAUCUUCAUUUUGACUGUGUAGCAGAAUAAAGCACUUGAAAGGAAGACGAGACUCCUUUUCACAUGGGUUUUAAGUUUGUCCUCGUAUCUGUGCUUGAUUUUUACCAGUUUUGUGUAGAUUUUAAGUUUCAUAUUUUAAAUUCAAAUUCUACAUUGUAAAGUUUGUGUACAAUUUGUCCUGAGGCUUGGUAUUUGGCUGCACCUGCAUAAGCUGCUACAAGUAGAAUCAAGAAUUUCAUAGCCUGUAUCUAUCAUCUAGAUGCAUGGUAAAUGGGCUUUGCACAUAAUGGGUUUAGAGCUGACUGGGAACAAUGAAAGACUAAAUUAGAAGUGGUUGUAAGUUUUUUUCUACCAUCUUGUGAACGGUUUCUGAAAUUAAAUAAAAGCAGUUGGUGUAUAAUAUA
Molecule: messenger RNA, 2205 nt
Organism: Serinus canaria (Common canary)
Lineage: Eukaryota; Metazoa; Chordata; Aves; Passeriformes; Fringillidae
Gene: DNAJA2
Product: DnaJ heat shock protein family (Hsp40) member A2
Exons: 9
Coding region: 418-1620 (400 amino acids)
Biological process (GO): protein refolding; response to heat
Cellular component (GO): cytoplasm; cytosol
Molecular function (GO): ATP binding; Hsp70 protein binding
Source: RefSeq, a predicted model, not a curated record